CCGUAAAAAGUCGCGAUCUUGCGGUGCGCGUAAGCGGCUACCCACCGCUCAUUCCUCAUUGCAGGGCCUCCAACACUUUCUAUCUGACCAGCGACCUCCCAAGCGACUCGAAACCAAGCCCCUUGCAAGCACCAUGUUGAGUCGCAUGAUCAAGACCAACGCCCGCUACAUCGCGGGUGCCGGCGCCGUGACGCUGGGUCUUGCAGCAUCCUCACAGUCGCCAUCGAAGACUGCGGAGAACUCCAACUCGACGUCCGAGGUCUUGCUGGACAUCUCGAGUCGUCUGAGAAACAUCGAGCGCGACCUGGGCAUCUCUGGCGGCGGUUCCACUGUCUCCAGGGCCAAGUACAACAACUACCCUGUGCUCACUCCGAAGCACAAGAGUCUCAUGGCCAAGCACCUGACGCCCGAGAUCUACGACAAGCUCAAGGACCGCAAGACAGCCAGUGGCUACACCAUCGACCAGGCCAUUCAAACAGGCAUCGACACGCCCCACCUCGGCGUAGGUGUCGUAGCUGGCGACGAGGAGUCGUACCAGACCUUCAAGGAGCUCAUGGACCCCGUCAUUGAAGGCUGGCACGGCUACAAGCCAACCGACACCCACAAGACGGACAUCGACCCCUCCAAGAUCCGCAACGGCAAGCUCCCGGACAGCUACGUCAUCUCGACGCGUAUCCGUGCUGGUCGCAGUGUCCGUGGCUUGGCCUUGCCGCCUGGAACGUCGCGUGGUGAACGCCGUGAGGUUGAGCGCGUGCUGUCCAAGGCUCUUAGCAACCUCACGAAGGACCUGGCGGGCAAAUAUUACCCACUGAGCAAGAUGACCAAGGACGAGGAGCAGCAGCUCAUUGACGACCACUUCUUGUUCCAGAAGCCCGGCGGUGGCACUCUACUGACCAACGCUGGUGCUGCUCGUGACUGGCCUGAUGGACGUGGCAUCUUCCACAAUAACAACAAGACGUUCUUGGUCUGGGUGAACGAGGAAGACCACAUGCGCGUGAUCGCUAUGCAGAACGGCGGUAACAUCCAGGAAGUGUUCGACCGCUUCAGCCGCGGUGUCUCGGACGUCGAGAAGGUCGUCAAGGGCGAAGGUCGCGAGUACAUGUACGACAACCACCUGGGCUUCGUGUGCACGUGUCCGUCCAACCUGGGCACAGGACUGCGAGCUAGCGUCAUGAUCAAGUUCCCUCAGCUCUCGAAGGAAUCGGAACGCUUCUACGACUUGUGUUCUGCGUUGGGUCUGCAGGCUCGUGGCUCGAAGGGCGAACACUCGCCUCCUGGCCCUGGCGGCGUCUACGAUGUCUCCAACAAGGCUCGUAUCGGCUUCUCGGAGGUGGAGCUGGUGCAGACCAUGAUCGAUGGUAUCUGGAAGCUCAUUGAGCUGGAAGAGGAUCUGAAGAAGGGCCGCUCGAUCGACAAGAAGGUAGCGGCUAUCCUGAAGUAAAACGCAAACGUCCAAGGCGUGGCUUGGCCUUGUGAAUGUUCGAAGGGUGGCGUGGUGAGUCAGAUGAAGCCUCAGUGCACCAGUCAGCGAGGAAAACCUACGCACAGUCGAGAGACACCAACAUCAGCCGAAAAGGAAACAAAUAAAAAGUGUGCUAGUCUCUUCAUCACAACCGUCUUGCAUUGCCAGCACACGCUCUCUACCAUCCUUGCAGCCAGCAACACAAAUCAAACCUGCACAAUGCCUG
Messenger RNA from Phytophthora nicotianae INRA-310, 1688 nucleotides. RefSeq lists its product as hypothetical. Gene Ontology annotation, molecular function: creatine kinase activity. Gene Ontology annotation, biological process: phosphocreatine biosynthetic process. Lineage: Eukaryota; Oomycota; Peronosporomycetes; Peronosporales; Peronosporaceae. The record is from RefSeq and is a predicted model, not a curated record. The transcript has 2 exons. The coding region runs from base 134 to 1441 and encodes 435 amino acids.